This is a messenger RNA of Otolemur garnettii (small-eared galago), 1395 nucleotides long. RefSeq names its product tubulin alpha-3 chain-like. Lineage: Eukaryota; Metazoa; Chordata; Mammalia; Primates; Galagidae. The transcript is spliced from 5 exons. Gene Ontology annotation, molecular function: structural constituent of cytoskeleton; GTP binding. Gene Ontology annotation, biological process: microtubule cytoskeleton organization; mitotic cell cycle. The record is from RefSeq and is a predicted model, not a curated record. Gene Ontology annotation, cellular component: microtubule; cytoplasm. Bases 100 to 1272 code for a protein of 390 amino acids.
GAGUGUAUCUCUAUCCACGUGGGGCAGGCAGGUGUCCAGAUUGGCAAUGCCUGCUGGGAACUGUACUGCCUUGAACACGGAAUUCAGCCUGAUGGUCAAAUGCCAAGUGACAAAACCAUCGGUGGCGGCGAUGACUCCUUCAACACGUUCUUCAGCGAGACUGGGGCUGGCAAGCACGUGCCCAGAGCAGUGUUUGUGGACCUGGAGCCCACCGUGGUGGAUGAAGUGCGCACAGGGACCUACAGGCAGCUUUUCCAUCCAGAACAGCUGAUCACCGGGAAGGAAGACGCAGCCAAUAAUUAUGCCAGAGGCCAUUACACCAUCGGCAAAGAGAUCGUGGACCUGGUCCUGGACCGGAUCCGCAAACUGGCGGAUCUGUGCACGGGACUGCAGGGCUUCCUCAUCUUCCACAGCUUUGGGGAAUUUGCCAUCUACCCAGCUCCCCAGGUUUCCACGGCCGUGGUGGAGCCCUACAACUCCAUCCUGACCACUCACACGACCCUGGAGCAUUCUGACUGUGCCUUCAUGGUGGACAACGAAGCCAUCUAUGACAUAUGUCGGCGCAACCUGGACAUCGAGCGUCCCACGUACACCAACCUCAACCGUCUGAUUGGGCAGAUCGUGUCCUCCAUCACGGCUUCCCUGCGGUUUGAUGGGGCCCUGAAUGUGGACUUGACAGAAUUCCAGACCAACCUGGUGCCGUACCCUCGCAUCCACUUCCCCCUGGCUACCUACGCCCCGGUCAUCUCAGCCGAGAAGGCCUACCACGAGCAGCUGUCUGUGGCUGAGAUCACCAAUGCCUGCUUUGAGCCGGCCAAUCAGAUGGUCAAGUGUGAUCCUCGCCAUGGCAAGUACAUGGCCUGCUGCAUGUUGUACAGGGGGGACGUGGUCCCAAAAGAUGUCAAUGCUGCCAUUGCCACCAUCAAGACCAAGCGCACCAUCCAGUUUGUGGACUGGUGUCCAACUGGAUUUAAGGUGGGCAUUAACUACCAGCCCCCCACCGUGGUCCCUGGGGGUGACCUGGCCAAGGUGCAGCGGGCCGUAUGCAUGCUGAGCAACACCACCGCCAUUGCUGAGGCCUGGGCACGGCUGGAUCACAAGUUCGAUCUCAUGUACGCCAAGCGGGCCUUCGUACACUGGUAUGUGGGAGAAGGAAUGGAGGAGGGAGAGUUCUCGGAGGCACGCGAGGACCUGGCAGCUCUGGAGAAGGAUUACGAAGAAGUGGGCGUGGAUUCCGUGGAAGCCGAGGCUGAAGAAGGGGAGGAAUACUGAGCGGAGGGCAUGGCAGGCGACCAUCCCUUUGUAUUCUCCCCACCAUAAUGUUACAAGAUAUAUUUAAUUAUUAAAAUUUGUGUACUGAGACAUCAUCUGUCCCCUGUGACGUAUUCUGACAAA